CAUCCAGGAUCUUGAACGUCCUGUUACGCCUACCGUUCUUGGACAAAGUCCAAAAAAAAUUUGAUAUACUACUUGAUAGAAGAUUCUUACCCACCAUUUCGCCCAUUGCGGCGAUCGAUUUGUUUGAAAACUUGCGGCAAGCCGCAUCGAAUUAAACUCUGCAACGCGAUCAAAUAAUCAUAAACCUUCACUCGAUAAGGAUUUGCCGACCUAACGUGAGGUUGUUGUUCGCAAGGAUUUCGGUCUUGACCGGUUGACACCUUUCGUAAUUUAAUCACAAGCGACCAGUGUCGACUGUUAGCCACUGAAUCGAAUAUCUUUCGGCUUUUGAGUGCCGUGCUCGUGCCUUGAUGAUUGAAUACGCAAUGGAUUGUACGCGCUUAUGCACAUAAACUGACGUAAACACAGGGCUCAUGUAGUCGCCUUAACCGCAAUACGUGCUUCUCUGCGUCAGUGGGCCAUGAUGAACGCUGCACGUUGGUUGUAUACUUCCCGUUGUCACUUUAAAAUGUCAAGAAAAAUGUAAGAUCAUCUUCGGCCACGGAAACAACCUGUGUACAAUUUAACUGGAAACCUCCAAAUGCAACGAACUGCUCGAUCCUGAGGACCAAGGAUGUCAAAACGGCUGAGCUUCUAUGGUCUGAUAGGCCUGGCGUCCCUUUGCAUCUUCUUCUUAGCAUUUAAUCAACGCUACAGCAGCUAUCUCGAGCAUCGACUGCAGCCGGUGAUUUCGGUCAGUAAAAAAUCGGAGGUGGGGAUUGCUCUAAAUUGAGUCACGCCAAACACGCUCUUUCUGAUGGAUGUUGAGAUAAGGUCCCGCAUCAUCAAAAUUCAGGAACCAGUAACGGCAUACUUUAGGGGAUCCAUAGAAAAUGUGACACUUUCUGAAAUACAGGAGGUUGUGCAUCAACAAAGAAAAGCAAUCGAAAGGGAAAUGGAAGACUACAAAUAUCCUAAUGGAAAAUAUGGUGUUAAUAUUAGCAAAUUGGAGGAUUUAGUAAUGGAGAAAGGAGGAAGACCAAUGAGAAGUGUGAUUCUGACAAGUUGGCGAAGUGGAAGCACGUUUCUUGGCGAUGUCAUAAACGCACAUCCAGCAAAUUUUUAUCACUACGAACCUUUACUCGACUUUGGAAUUGUGCAAAUUAGGGGGCCUCCGCUCGCUGACGAAGCUCUUAGAAAUCUCGAAUCUUUGCUAAGAUGCGAUUUUAAUAACCUUGAUCGAUAUUUGGAAUACGGUAAAACGCAUCCUUGGGUCUUCAAUCACAACACACAUUUAUGGAGACAGUGUCAAGCACACAAGAGAAUUUGUUGGGAUCCACGUUUUGUUUCCACAUUUUGUAAAUUAUUUCCGUUUCAAUCGAUGAAAAUCGUUCGUUUAAGGCUACGUGCAGCUGAAAAACUUUUAGAACAAGAAGAUUUAGGUAUACGAUUAGUUCUAUUAAUUCGCGAUCCAAGAGGAAUUUUGCAAUCGAGGAAACAUCGGGAGUGGUGCCCUACUAAACCUGAUUGCUCGGAUCCAGCAUUAGUAUGUGCAGACAUGGUUUCAGACUUUAGUGCUGCCGUACGACUUAUUAAGAAAUAUCCACGCACUUUCAGGGUAGUACGUUACGAAGACUUAUCUGUAGAUCCCUACAGACACGUGAAAGAGCUCUACAAUUUUUACGGUUUGGACUUUCAUUUAAAUGUAAAAAGAUUUUUGGAUACUCAUACAAAGAACGAUGUUGGUGGUGUUUCAAGUACCUUCCGCAAUUCGAAAGUGGCCCCCUUCCACUGGCGAAGCGAUCUCGAUUUUGAGGAGGUCGACGAAAUACAAAGGGUCUGUUCAACGGCCAUGCGUCUAUGGGGCUACGUUAUGGCAUCGAAUUCCACGCAUCAAAAGGAAUUCGAUCCCCUAGUGGAUUACCAAUUGCAGUUGUGACAUCCAGCACAACCUACUGUGGAUCUAUAGUCUCAAUAUAAAUAUCACUGUGUAGAACGGUGUUAGCUCGUCUCUGCACAGAUACCGAGAUUAUCACAAGUGCCGUAAUUCACAUUGAAACAAGAAAGGUGCUGAAAGCUUGUCAUAACAAGUGCUUAUGAAUUCUUACGAUUAACUUCUUCGCUGAUCUAUUUCAAGAUCGGCAAGAUAGCAAAUAUUCAACCUUGUACGACCAAUGGUGAAUCUGUUCCUUAACGAAUUUAAGAGACAUGCAAGUGCUCUUCGAAGCUUGUUGCAUAAACGAAGAACAAAUUUCAUCUAGAAUUUUAGAUCAGAGUGUUAGGCACAAGGAUUGAACGAAGUUCCUAAGAACCUGGCGUGCAACAAGAAAAUAUCCAUAUCAGCGCGAGCAUUAAAUAAACCUAAAUGAUACGACACUUUUUUAGAAUUCAGAGUUUAAUGAUCAUUGUCAGUAUACAUUGUAACUUUAAAUGCAAUAGGAUUUUUCACCGAAGUACCGAAUAAAGAUAUUAGAUCACAAGCAUUUGAAUAGUAACAAUU
Molecule: messenger RNA, 2479 nt
Organism: Colletes gigas
Lineage: Eukaryota; Metazoa; Arthropoda; Insecta; Hymenoptera; Colletidae
Product: carbohydrate sulfotransferase 4-like
Exons: 8
Coding region: 797-1918 (373 amino acids)
Biological process (GO): N-acetylglucosamine metabolic process; sulfur compound metabolic process
Molecular function (GO): N-acetylglucosamine 6-O-sulfotransferase activity
Source: RefSeq, a predicted model, not a curated record